AGUUCCGCUUGGAUAAGAAGAGCGAUAAUACAGAAAUAAAGUAGAAUGACUGUUUUAUGGCUGCUCCAGUUUUCCAUUGUGACUCUUCAAAUCGUCCUCGGAAUCCUGUUUGCCCUGGCAAAAGGAGACUUUUGUGGAAGCGUUUUCGAAACUCAACUGGAUCAUGCAUUAGCAGGUCAUGUUGUGUAUACGACUGUUGUUGUGGACGAGUUUGAAUGUCAGUUAAAAUGUAUGGGAAACAACCGUUGCAAGUCGAUCAAUGUUCACCCCGGUGACAGCAUUGGACAACGUAUCUGUGAGUUGAAUAAUAAAACGCGGCAGAUGAAGCCAGAGGAUUUUAGAAAAAGGAAAGGAUCUACAUACUAUAGCUCUGCUCAGGCUUCCUGCAUGGAUAUUUCUCGUGAGCAAAGGCGACCCACUAAGAGCGCUCAGUGUCAUCCGGGAUACCAAGGAACACGGUGCCAAAUGCCUCCCGUGGUGAGAGUAUUCAUCCGCAGUGAAGGUUGCGAGGAUCCGGGAAUCACAGCAAACACUUGUGGCAUUGCUUACAUCAAAGUGAAUGGAAAAGAUUAUUCUCCGCACAUCAGAGGCCAUAACGUGGUUGUUAUCAACGCUAUGACAGGUACUGUACUAGGAGCCAAAGGAUUUGACACUCAUGCGAAUAGUUCCGCUGGUAUUCACCUGAGAGAUUACCUUAACGGAAUCAAAGGAGAAAAAAUCGUUCUGGUCGCCAUUCAAGAUCAAGGCUCAACAUACAUAUCACCAGCGAUUGACGCUCUAAAAAGAGUUGGCGCCACCGAUGACCUACUCAAUCUGACAGAGUUCAGAGCAUCUUUUGCUUUGGUGGGAUUCGCCGGUGUGAAUAGACCAUCUUGGAUUGCACAACAAAAUGCCAAGCGAGAAAGGGGACCCAGUGAGAUAUCUCUGACAAUCCCAUCAUCAGAAGCUAUCAAAGGCAUAUAUUACAAUCAGCCUGGCCAUUCCUGCAAGGACAUCCGGGACUCCGGAUAUUCCGUUGGAGAUGGGGAGUACUGGAUCGACCCUGAGAAGAACGGAAACCCUUUAAAGGUCUACUGUGACAUGACAACUGACGGAGGAGGUUGGCUUCUUGUUUCUAACGUUGUGGUAGACGACCCGUCCUCGCGACAGCUUUGGAUUGCGUCAUCAUACCGUGAAAUCAGCAACUGCCACUGGAACAAAACGUUGUUCAUCACAGAAAAUGCCAUGAAAGAACUGAGAACACACUUGUCUUUCACUCAGCUGAGAUUCCACUGCAACAAACAAAAAGGACGAAUGAUCCACGUGACCACAGCUGCAAACAGCUCUGGUGAAGCUGUAGUUCAGUACUUCAGCGGUCAGACGGAUAGGCGACCUUUGGCGUGUGGCUCGUUUAAUAGAAUGAAAGAUGAUAACUCCAAUAUAACUGGAGUCUGUCACCAAUGGAAAGACCAGCAGUGGGGUUACCCACCGUCGGCAAAAGAGACAUUGUCCGACCGCGCCUUUUGUGUCCCUAACAAAUAUCACUGGUUGUUGAUUCCUGGAAAUCAAAGAUGGGAGUGUGACGACUAUAUUUCUAAAAUAUUUUUUGCGUUGUCCUCUGGCGAUUUCUGGAAAGUCUUUGUUCGUUAAGGCCUGGAAACACCUACAUCCGCUUCCACUUUUCCUGUGAAACUUUUCUCUGCAAAGUAAGACGUCAUGAUCAUCGGAUAACUGUAACGAGCUUUCAAACUUUUUUAAUUUGUUUUUUAUCAUUCGAACAAUUUGCGAGGUUUUCGUUUUUAUAUUUCGUAUGUUAGUUUGUGGCCUGAACGUCUUGGAGGAGUUGGUAUUUCACCUCUUAUUCAAAUACUACGGAGCCUUAGGGGAUUAGGUAGAUUGUGUUGUAAAAUCCUCCGACCGACCUCUACCCCACCCCCCCUCCCCCUUCUGGAGAUACGAAAUGACUGGUACUACGGACAAGCGAGUCUUUACAACACUUGGAAGUACCUUUGCUUUGACGUUGAGUUAAGCCUCCUUAAAAUCUCCUGGUACAAUCAUUCAGGGAGACUAUUUCAAUUUAUCGCUCUGUUUUGAUUUGCAGUUGGUUUGCUAGUUUGAGUUUGUUUUUACAACCGUUGCUUUUAGAAAAAAUUGGUUGUUCAAGGUAAUUUCAUAACAAUAGUUCACUUAGAAAUGCAAAUUUCAUUAGGAAAACUUGGAAUAGAAAUGCUGAGACAAAUUUGUUAGAAGAUGUAGUGACAUUAUUAAAAAAAACACAUUACAGCAGGGUUGACGUAGCCAUUUCACACACGAAAUUUUAAAAUAAUAAAUUUCAGUAGAUUUUGAUGUUUAAAAAGCUCAAGGUAAAACUAUUUCUAAAGUGAUUUUGUAAAUAUUUGACAUGUAGAUGAUUAUGCGCGCAGACACACACAACCUUUUCAUUCCCGUUCCGUUCCCAAACUUCAUUAGUAUGGGUACGGAACGACUUAACUAACUGAGUACGAAUGGUCUUAGCUGGGUACGAAACGACUGGCAUCCGCCCGUGGUUGUCGGUGAAUUUCUUUGGGUUGUUGGCGAACUGGCUUAGCAUGGGAUGUCGGCAAGCUGGCCCAAGUUGUCAGCGAGGGCCUAAGUAAUCGGCAAACUGGCCUUGGUUGUCGGCACACUGGCCUAAAUCGUCGGCAAACCGGCCUUGGACAAAGAUACAAACACAACACCGACGAAUAUUUCAAUAAAUCGAUAGAGUUUAAGCAUAUUACAUAAGCAUAAUACAUAAUACUGUGUUCCUGAUAUUCUUUACAGUGCUUAUAUUGCAUUUUGGUUUUUACAUAAUCUCAUUGUAAUGGUUUCUGAAUAAACCAUCAUUGUACGAAGCCAAUAAAGUUAUUACUAUUAUUGUCA
Messenger RNA from Pocillopora verrucosa, 2880 nucleotides. The record is from RefSeq and is a predicted model, not a curated record. NCBI's taxonomy places the organism in Eukaryota, Metazoa, Cnidaria, Anthozoa, Scleractinia, Pocilloporidae.